This is a messenger RNA of Punctularia strigosozonata HHB-11173 SS5, 597 nucleotides long. RefSeq names its product small heat shock protein. The record is from RefSeq and is a predicted model, not a curated record. Lineage: Eukaryota; Fungi; Basidiomycota; Agaricomycetes; Corticiales; Punctulariaceae. The transcript has 3 exons. Gene Ontology annotation, biological process: response to heat; response to salt stress; protein complex oligomerization. The coding region runs from base 1 to 474 and encodes 157 amino acids.
AUGUCUCUCUCGAACGUCUUCUACGACCCGUUCGCGGACUUCGACCGCCUCUUCGAUGAGGCAUUCCGCGCAAGGACGUCGGGCAACGCAUCCGGCCCUAACAACCAACUACAGCGUCAGGGCCCCAACGGCCAAGCUGGUCCGCUCCGCCCAAGGAUGGAUCUCCAUGAGAACUCUGAGACCAACACGGUGACGGCCACCUUCGAGCUCCCAGGAUUGAAGAAGGAGGAUGUCAGUAUCGAUGUCCACAACGCCCGCCUCAGUGUCACGGGCGAGAGCAAAAUUGCGAGCGACCGGGACGAGAACGGAUACGCCGUCCGUGAACGCCGCUAUGGUCGCUUCGCAAGGACACUUCAGCUGCCUCAAGGAGUCAAGGAGAGCGACAUCAAGGCGUCGCUGGAGAACGGUAUCCUUACGGUGACAUUCCCCAAGGCCGCUCCCGAGGCUGCGCCGAAGAAGAUCGCGAUUGCAUGAUUUGUUACGAGUCUCUAGCAGGAUUGGAUUGCACGGGGUUCCACCCCUUUUUUAUCUUUGGAAACAUUUUCACCAAGCACGCUCGUUUGUAUCGAUAGCAUUGCAAUGACAUGUGUUAUGAAC